Messenger RNA from Leishmania braziliensis MHOM/BR/75/M2904, 1491 nucleotides. RefSeq lists its product as hypothetical. The record is from RefSeq and is a predicted model, not a curated record. Bases 1 to 1491 code for a protein of 496 amino acids. The transcript has a single exon. NCBI's taxonomy places the organism in Eukaryota, Euglenozoa, Kinetoplastea, Trypanosomatida, Trypanosomatidae.
AUGGCAAGCCCUCUACCUACGCGCAGGGGCGCCGCUGCCCCCUCAGCCCGAUCGACGUUGUCGUCAGCGCUGUCGGCCUCCCUCGAGCAUGUGUGCCGGCCGCCACAGGCCGGCACGCGAUGUGCAAGCGGUAUUCCCGAAGCACCAACAAUGCCAACGGCAAGCAGCGGCAAUAGCGUCAGUGGGGUGGGGGAUGUGCGUCGCGAUGGCAUCCAAGGCGCUGUAUAUGCUCGCUCCACGACCCAGACGUCGUCCCACCGCCGCCCAGCUCAGGACUUACGCGCGGACACUGAAGGUUCAGUGAGUGCGGCAGGAACUGUCGCCUUAGCUGCCGCAGCUUCGUCAUUCCGCGACCAAGCACCACGCCAGCCACCAGAGCAGCAGCAGAGCGGCACCACAUCGUUCACAUCCUUGCCGCCUGGUAGCAGCCCCACCUCUUAUCAUAGCGACGCAGACGUCGCGAGAGUGCGAGCAGCGCUGGCAGAAGCUGGAUACCCCAGCCCCUCCUGGGACGACAUCGAGCGCGUCUUGGCGCAGCUUUCCGCGACCCACAACGGUGGAGGUGGCAGUGCAGCCGCCAGGCACGGCAAUGCGGUACCGCCUCCGUCCGCAACGUGCCUUCCGCAGGGCAUCAAGCCGGAAGAUCUGGGCGAAGAGGGACAGCGGGUGGCGUACUACCACGACAGCCACGGCGCGGCCAUCCCCCCACCAGCAGCGUCGUCACCCCAGCAGCAGAGGCAAAAGGAGGACUGCCCGACCGGGUCUAGCAGCCUUCUCCACUACCUCGAGCCGUCGCUGCGCCUGCAGCGCUACAUUCAGCUACGCGAGCGGGAGCUGGAGGAGCUAUGUUUACGACCCUCCCUCGGCAGCCUUCACACACAGCAGCAGCAGCAGCAGCAGCAGCAGCGACGGCGUGGCUCUGCAGCGGCCGGGCCACAAGCGCAACGCACACGUGGUAGCGGGGCUGCUGUUGGCGCAAGCCCGGCUGCCUUAGGUGGCGUGCAGGUGUCGGCCAUGGCCACCCAUCACCGUCGUGCCGCGAACAUCGUCUUCGACGCGACAGGCGACCAGCGCUUCCGCUUCUUUCCCACGACGCGUACGCCGCAGGGGAUCAGCACGUUGGCUACGGUGGCACCAGUUCCUCGCACAUCGUCGUCGUCGACGUCGACGAAGGUCCUCAUGGACGCCGCGACGGCGCACCCAGCCGCGCCGGCUACGCGCCUCGGGAGCUACCACAACUACUGCCACUGCCCUCGGCCAAAUUCAUGCGGCACCGUGGGAGGCCAGGUGUCCUACCUCGACCCUGCGGGGCGCACGCUGCGACGCAAGGCGGAUCCGGUGAAGCGCGGCGAGCAGAUGCGCCUCUUGUGGGCGCAGGACAGCUUCCUAUCACAGCGGGACCGCCCGCGUGAGGCGUGGCGCACUCGGCAGAUCACCAUGGCGUAUGGUCAGGAUACCAGCAGCAGCGGUGCUAGCAUACGCCACGGCUAG